Molecule: messenger RNA, 531 nt
Organism: Brassicogethes aeneus
Lineage: Eukaryota; Metazoa; Arthropoda; Insecta; Coleoptera; Nitidulidae
Source: the annotation of a GenBank genome assembly
GAACACCAGCUCAACGAGCUGGACAAACAAGACCGCGAAGUGAAAAAACCCUCGUCCAAGUCGAACUCUCGCGGUUCGCGAUCGCACAGCUCGCCGUCGUUGGAUUCUGCGGGCGGACGUUUCGAGAGGUCGAACAGCAUAAACACGCCGUGCUACGUGCCGGGCGGCGAGGUGCUGCCGAUCCUCAUCAGGAACGAGCACAGCGUGUCGCCCAGCGGCAACGGCGACGCCUACAACACCAACAUCUACACGGUGGACAACGAGACGGUGCCAGAGAUGUGCGACAGCGCUUAUAGCUCGGGUAACAGCACUCCGAGCCACAGCAUCCACAACUCGCCGCCCGCCCCAUUCAGCACGUUCGGCUACAAAAAGGACACAAAGUUCAAAGCGGAAGCGAAGAUCGAGGUGCAGCCGCACAACCAGCACAACCACAACCACAAAGGCAACAAAAAGUAUGACGCCGACCCGCGUCAGAGGCCGUACAGCGUGCAGACGACCAAAUCGGCGCCCGACGUCAUCGUGACCCACUGA